This is a messenger RNA of Clupea harengus (Atlantic herring), 2805 nucleotides long. RefSeq names its product anaphase promoting complex subunit 2 (gene anapc2). The record is from RefSeq and is a predicted model, not a curated record. NCBI's taxonomy places the organism in Eukaryota, Metazoa, Chordata, Actinopteri, Clupeiformes, Clupeidae. Gene Ontology annotation, cellular component: anaphase-promoting complex. Gene Ontology annotation, biological process: metaphase/anaphase transition of mitotic cell cycle; ubiquitin-dependent protein catabolic process; protein K11-linked ubiquitination. Gene Ontology annotation, molecular function: ubiquitin protein ligase binding.
UCAUUUUGCGCCAUUGAAUUGAAGAAGAGCGCGAUAUUUUGCCACAACAAACCUGUGGAAAAUGUGUCAUGUUGUAGAAUAACAAAGGACCCAUGGAGUAAAGCAUUCAGAGAACCUUUAAGAAAUGACUGCAUCGCCGUACCUAUGAGUUUAUGAGAUCCUGCACAUACCAUUUAUCUUCAAGCAACAUGAACGCCGUGCAACCAAACUCAGUACCACAGGGUCUGGUCACAGCUUGGGAUACCGUAACAACGGCGCUGCUGUCACCUGACCUGGACAAUGCUCCGUCUGAAGAAGCUCUCUCAGAUCACUUGGACUUGCUCUGUCGCUGCGGCGCCGGCCAGUACAUGGAGGGCUGGCUCCUAGACACCUUGCACAUGAACCUGACUUCGGCGGUCGCGCCCGAGUUCUGGGCUGGACUGAAGCUGCAAGAUGGGGAAGAAGUGCAGGAAAGACGGCGUGCCAGAGUUCUGCUGCAGGCCUUCCGUACCCUGCUGGCCCGGCUUGAACCAUCAUUAGGGGGUUUGGAGCAGAUUGGCAGAUGGCAGGACGAGGGCCGGGCAGGCUUGAGUGGCCCCGGGGCCCAGAGCCUGAGUGAGAGGGCCUUCACCGGCAUCAGGGCCAUCCUGCUCUUUUCCCCUCCGGACCUCCUUCAUGAGCGGAUGCUGGAGUUCCUCAGCCGCACCUUUGCUGUCCACAUGAGCCAAGCUGGGCAGGCAGCCCCAAGAAGGGAGGGUGAGGACGAGGAAGAGGAGGCAGCCAUGGGCACAGAAGGGAAUGUUUGCCAGGGCUGUGCGGUGAACCCUCAUGAUUGUUGGUGCAAGGAGGCCCUGAAGCUGCUGAGAGAGCUGAGUCAUAUUCUGUCGAGACUGCAGCUGCUGGAGAGGGUGAGCUCAGAGGCGGUCACCUCCAUCCUCCACAAGCUGAUCGAGCAGAGGAUGGAGCAGCGAUGCCGGGGGGAGUACGAGAUCUCCUUCCUUUCGGAUUUUCAGGGGUGGCUGGAUCAGGUGUUGGGCUGGGUGAGUAGAGUCUUUGCCAGCGAGGUGGAUGUCAGUAGGAUGGCCAGCAGCGCAGCUGGCAGCGGUGGAGAGAGGGCAGUGGGUCAGCCGAGCAGUGCCAUCCUGCAGCGUUGGCGCCAUCACAUGCAGCAGUUCUUUUGCAGGAUCUACGCCAGCAUGAGGAUCGAGGAGCUCUUCAGCAUCAUCAGAGAUUUCCCAGAGUCUCUCCCUGCCAUAGAGGAUUUGAAGUUCUGUUUGGACAGGACCAGUCAGAGACAACAGCUCCUCACCUCCCUCAAGACAGCCUUUGAGACACGACUCCUGCAUCCAGGCGUUCACACAUCUGACAUCAUUACUGUGUACAUAUCGGCCAUCAAAGCCCUGCGGCACCUGGACCCCUCCAUGGUCAUCCUGCAGGUGGCCUGUCAGCCCAUCCGCAAGUACCUCAGGACGCGGGAGGAUACUGUUCGACAGAUUGUGGGCAGCCUGACCGGGGAUGCUGAGGGCUGCACAGACCUGGCCAAUGAGCUCUCCCGCGCCGACCCCGUCACCUUGGAGACCCAGGACAGCGAGGAUGAGGGCAGUGACCCUGAGGAGUGGACACCAGACCCCAUAGACGCACUAACAGACAAGACGGGUUCCAAACACCGGUCUUCAGACAUCAUCAGUUUGCUGGUCAGUAUCUAUGGCAGCAAACAAAUCUUUAUUGAUGAGUAUCGCACCGUCUUGGCUGACCGACUCCUUCAGCAGCUCAAUUACAGCACUGCCAGGGAGAUCCGCAAUGUGGAGCUGCUGAAACUUCGAUUCGGUGAAUCUCAUAUGCACCUGUGUGAGGUUAUGCUAAAGGAUGUGGCUGACUCUCGUCGGAUCAACACAAACAUUCGCGAGGAAGAGUCCCGUCUGCCCCCGGAGGAGCAGCCGCCCCUGGCUCUGUCGGCCAUGAUCCUCUCCUCCGAGUUCUGGCCCGCGCUGAAGGAUGAACGCAUGGAGCUGCCCGCGGUGGUGACACAGGCCAUGGAGGCCUACACACACCGCUACGAGAAGCUCAAGGCCAUGAGGACUCUGAACUGGAAGUCUCAUCUGGGAACAGUGACUCUGGACCUGGAGCUAGAGGACCGCACCCUUUCCAAUCUCUCGGUGUCCCCGAUCCAUGCAGCCAUCAUCCUGCACUUCCAAGAUAAAGCCUCGUGGAGCCUGGAGGAGCUGAGCGGGGCGCUGGCGGUGCCCCAGGAGGUGGUGCGCAGGAAGCUGGCCCUGUGGCAGCAGCACGGGGUGGUGCGCGAGGAGGCCGGGGGGCGCUAUGCGGUGCAGGAGACGGCGCCGUCGUCACGCGAGAAGCAGGACCGCUCCGUGCUGCUGAUGGACAGCGACGAGGAGGGAGACUCCAACACGGCCACGCAGUCCGAGCAGAGGGAGGAGAAACUACGGCUGUUCUGGGCGUACAUCCAGGCCAUGCUGACUAACCUGGAGAGCAUGACGCUGGAGCGUAUCCACACCAUGCUGCGCAUGUUUGUUUCCUCUGGGCCCGUGGUGACCGAGAUGGAGAUCGGGGAGCUGCAGGCCUUCCUGGACAAGAAGGUGCGAGACCACCAGCUCAUCUCCUCGGCCGGGGUUUACAGGCUACCCAAGUCACCCCACCACUGACAGCCGAGAAAGGGAGAUCCCUCUGCUGGAUCUGAUUGGUUUGUGAAUGAUAAUAGCCUCAUCGAUACGCCAAUCCAGUAUGGCUACAAACUGCUGUCAACGGUUGUGACCUUCACAUUUAAAAUUUGUGCAUGCCAAAUAAACAUAUAUUAUGUGUAAAUUA